AUGUCGCAACAACCUUAUCAACAGCAAAAAAAAUCGGUGCGACAACAGCAGUCUCGACACCGCUACACGUUUCCAUCCACGAUUGUAUCAGGUUUGCUGAAUGGCCUACAAAACGUCUUUCAAGCAAGAAAACAGUCUCGAAAAGACCAAUCAUCGCUCAGUCUUUCACAAUCACCCACUGAUAUGUUUACCGACGGUGGUCCGCAACAAAUACUAGUCAAUUCCGUUCUGCCUGACUAUGAACAAUUGCUGACAGGUACGAUUCAGCAACCGAAUUUGAAUGGCGCUUUUCAACAACAGAAACCGAACGGAGUCGUUAUGCCGAUGCAAUCUGAACAUGAACUGAGCCGACAAAACUCGGUUCAAAACAUUUGUGGAAUUUUUCCGAUCGAGCCAUCGGAGCAUGCCCAAUCACAGGUCUAUCCACCAACGGAGAUUAUUCCACGUCUGUCUCUGUCGCAAGCAAACAUGCAGCAAGCGUUUCUACUAGAACACAACGUUGGUCAAUCGGGGAAUGGUUCUUCACAUCAUUUUUCUCAGAUGGAAAUUUAUGAACCUGUGCAAUCUCAA
Paraglomus brasilianum is the source of this 570-nucleotide messenger RNA. The record is from the annotation of a GenBank genome assembly. NCBI's taxonomy places the organism in Eukaryota, Fungi, Glomeromycota, Glomeromycetes, Paraglomerales, Paraglomeraceae.